AGCUCACGGCGUAUGAUCAAAGAAAUAAGAAAAACAGCGCACAUUGUGCUGUACGUAUACAGGGUGUCUAAAAAAUGUUGUAACAUCUUGAAAGGGGUGAUUUGGGGGGUGAUUUGAAACAACUUUUUCCUUUGCGAAAAUGUCCGAGGCUUCGUUGAGGAGAUAUUAACGGAAAACACUGACCAAUCAGAGCGCGAGUAUGCCGGUGGAGCGAAGGCUAUGCACUAAGCGGCCGCGCUCAUACGCUACUGCGGCCGCUUCACCGGCUUACUCGCGUUCUGAUUGGUCAGUGUUUUCCGUUAAUAUCUCCUCAACGAAGCCUCUGACAACAUUUUUGCUAAGGAAAAAGUUGUUUCAAAUCACCUCCCGAACCACCUCUUUCAAGGUGUUACAACAUUUUUGGAACACCCUGUAUAUAGCAAAAUCAAUUUUGUGCCUCUAUGCUCGACUCGUCAUUUUGAUAAAACGUUUACACACGUCUCUAACACAUAACCUAAGUCUCAACCUGAUGGACAUUACGUGCAGCGUAAUAUAUUUAGAUUUAGGUUGCCCUCGGGGGCUGCAGCAUACGCGUGUGCAGCUAGAGUACAGAUUUAGCGGUCUCGAGGUACCCAGCUAUAGGAAGGUUCAACAGACAUGUAAAGGAAUGGAAUGCAAGAAGUUAAACAUUAUAAUGUAAGAAGCUAAGGAUUGAUGUAAAUCAAUGUAAUGUAACUGACUACAUGUUAAAGGAAUGGAAUACAAGAAGUCAAGGAAUAAUAUAAAGCAUUGUAAUGCAAUAGGGCUAUGUAAAACAAUGUAACAAAGAUGUAUUAAUAAGUAUUAUAGCUGAAUGCAAUGGGCUCUAUAAUAAUAAAAAGAAAGGAACUUAGGUUAUCAGAUCGAGAACUUAGAAGUUUUCCUCAAGUUCUAUAUAUCUGAGUGUCUGAAUAUCAAAGUAACGUAAAAAGUAGAAAUUGUUUUACGUGAAAUUGAUUUUAUAAGGAACACUAAUUUAAGUUUUGUCAAUUAUGCUUGAACAUUUCAUUACCAUGAUCAGAGAUUUCUUAUGCAAACAGUAAGAUAAAUUCAAACUGUAAAAAAGAAGUACAGUAAAAUACAAUAAAUUGUUAAAUAGAAGUUAUCUUUUAUUCGUAAUUUUAAUAGUCACUAUUAUACUGUAGUAUUUAAAGUAUCUUGAAAACUAAAUAUACAUAGUAUCUCUUAAAGAGGUUAAUAAACGUUACAAUUUUUAAUGUAAUUUAUUUUGCACUAUUCAACUCAAUAAUGUGGCAGACACUGCAAAUAUUUUAAUUUACAUAUCCAUUUUAAAAGGAUUCGAUCUUUUACACAUUGAAGUUAUAGCAUAUCUGAUUUAAUCAAAUCUAAUUCCUAUUGCAUCCUUUUUUAUGUUUUACCAAGGAAACGGAAAUUUUAAGAGGCCUACAAUGUAGUACGAGCAGUAACGAUGUCGGUUAUAGAAACAGUUUUAUUAUUAUUAUUAUAAUGAAUUGGAUAGGUGCACUAGUAUGUCAAUUACUUGUUCCUUUUUAUAUAUUUAAUUAUUCUAAUUGGGAAUCUCAUUACAAACAUUUACUUAUUAUGGAAAGUGAAUCAUGGCAUUAACCCAUAUUCUUCGAAAAUUUCGAUUAUUUCUCAAAUUAAACUUUAUUGAAAGUUCAUUGCAAUAUCUAAAUUUGUAUGCUAAUUUUAAAAUGCUACACAAUGUUAAUAGUACAUUAUACAUAAACUGUAAAACUGUUACUUAGAGGCCAUUAAUGCGCACGUAACAUCCUCGAGAAAUUUUUCAUGCUGAAAUGAAAGAAUGGAAGAAGUUCGUUAAACUGAAAGAUCGCUUAGGUGAUAAUUAAUAGAGUAGUGUAACACUGACACCGGCGUUAUCCAACAAUUGAAGGAAACAUUUUCAGAAUUUCUCAAGUCUGAAACAUUUCAUUCAAUUGGACCCAAUGAAGAUGUUUAAUCUGUUCAGUAUAAUUAAGUAAUUUCAGUCGAUAAAGAGUUUAACGUUUAUAGAUUAUUUCAUGUUGCAAAACACUGUUGAAUGUAUAGAUGUAUAUCUUCCUAACGCGAUUAUGUUAGAAGAGGCACGUAUAGUAUUACCGAAGAGAGCUAUGCGGUGGAGUCGAGCUGUUUAAUUAACUACCGUUAUGUUUGUUUGGGCCGUUAUGCCUGCCAAAAUGAAGACUGUAGAAUCUACGUUAUCAUUUGUACGAAUGUUCUGCAUUUAGGCCUGAAUUAAGAGGUCUCCAGAUUUAGACAAAGUUUGGGGAUUCCCUCAAUAAAUGAUGAGGAGAGAAGUGGUUUGUUGGUAUGUAGAACUUUCCCUACUCUUUGGAUGGAUUUUGCUUUUUAUUUAUUUAUUUAUUCCAGAAAAACAAAAUAUUACAAAGAUAUACAUAUACCUAAUAACUAUAAAAAUAAUCUAGUUGCUUGUGCAUGGUUCUGGUUACUUAAAAAUUCACUUAAAGAUAAUGCAAAGCUGGACUUAAAAUUAAUUUAACAAAGUUAUAUAUUACAUAUUUUGUGAUAAUUAGAUAUAUUAGCAAAAUUUAGGUAAUUAUUAUUCUAGUACCAGUAAGAUUAACGAUAACAUAAAUUUUAUUUUUAUGUAUGCUUGAAAGGUAUAAAAUUAAUUUUAAUUUCUCCCAAGCAAUUAUACAUUUAUUUCUUAAUUGUUAAUAAAUGCAUUUAAUUUAUACAUAUUUUAAGUUCCUGUUCUUGCUUAAUGAAAUUUUGUUAUGAUUCCGUGGUUGAAUAAAGAACAGCUUUUUUUUAUUAAUAUAAAGUACAUUGUUUAAUUUGCCAAUAGCUCACAUCUUACAAAACAACCACACGCUCCUCUGGGCGUAGGAAACAAAAAAAACAUCAUUGGUACCAUUCGAUAAAACAAAAGAAAAAUCAGAUAUUAAGCAGUCUCUGACGCAGUUUUUCAAAUUGCUUCUCGUCCAACGCUUUCGUGAAAAUGUUAGCAAUUUACUCUCUUGUAUUUAAGUAAAUGAGACGUAUGGUUCUCUCAAUGCGUUGGUUUAUAAAUUUCCGUCUUAUUUCAAUGUGCUUUUUUCCUUUUGUCAGUUUUCCUUCAGGAUUCUCCAGUAUGUGAAUUGCAGCUUUAUUGUCGACAUACAAAUCAGUUGGGUCAGACACGUCCCCAAUUUCAAGUUCUUUGAUCAUUCUUCUCAACCAACAGACUUCCUGUAUUCCAUUUGUGCCACCACGAUAUUCAGCUUCGGCUGAUGAAAUUUAAGUGACUGAUUGUUUUUGGGUAUUCCAGACAAUUGGGCCUCCAAACUCAAUUAAAAUGCCAGUCGUGAAAAUCCUAUCUUCUUCUGUUCCACCAUAAUCAGAGUCGGUAUAUGCCUUCAAACUCGUCGUUUCUCCGACAAUGAAGAUUCCAAAUUCCUCAGUCCCUCUCAAAUAUCGAAGUAUACGUUCAAUCAUUUUCCAGCCACUUACAUUUCGUUGACUGACUCUUCGAAUCAAAUAGUUUGUUGCAAAACUAAUAUUUGGCCUCGAAAUUGUUGAUAGAUGAAGUAGACUUCCAAUUGACUUCCAUUCUUGUCAGUUAACAUUCCAGGCUCCAUGGAUGUCACAACCGCGUGUACAUCCUCAAAACCAAAUCGAGCCAGUACUUUUCGAGCGUACCUUUGUUGUGUAACAAGUAUCCCUUCGUUCAUUCGGCGAAUCAACAUUCCUAAGUAAUAUAGUCUUCCAUCUUCUGGUGCGAUAGAUCUUACAAGGGGAGGCCGCGAACUGGGGGUCACCGAUUUGAAUCAGCUUUUAACACAGUACAGGGUGUCCCAAAAAUAUUGUAACACCUUGAAAGGGGUGGUUCGGGAGGUGAUUUGAAACAACUUUUUCCUUAGGGAAAAUGUUUUCCGAGGCUUUGUUAAGGAGACUAAGUACAUGAAAAAGUGGAGGACUCAAGAAGUUAUCAUUGAAAAAUAGAAGAUCCCCAUAAAAAACUACAAGAAAGUAGAAAAAGAUAUGAAAUCGAAAUGAGCUGCCAGUACAUGGAGGUGGUUUCCAACACAGUGCAAUGACUACGCUGUGUAACACAAUGUAAAAUUCGGUGCUUUCCAACUAUGCGCAGCUAAAAUGCUGUGCUUGGCGUGGCCAGGCAAGGUCAAGGUGUCGAUGAAUAAGAAUUAUUUUAAAACGCUAAAUAAUAAAAGUAUACACAUAUUGUCAGAGUUUUUGGCUGACAAACUAUCUGAAAGCUUGCGAGAGUAAAGGUAUCGGCAUCGAUGAAUGAUCUUGGAAAUAUUUUAAAACGCAAUAUAAUGAAAGGGUACUCAUAAUAUUGUCAGAGUUUUAAAUUGACAAAUUAUCUGAAAGUCUGUGAGAGAGAAAGUAUGGGUAUUGUUGAUCUAAGAAUGCCUUGCCUUGCCACGCCAAGCACAGCAUUUUAGCUGCGCAUAGUUGGAAAGCACCGAAUUUUACAUUGUGUUACACAGCGUAGUCAUUGCACUGUGUUGAAAACCACCUCCAUGUACUGGCAGCUCAUUUUGAUUUCACAUCUUUUUCUACUUUCUUGUAGUUUUUUAUGGGGAUCUUCUAUUCUAUUCUAUUCUAUUUUUCAAUAAUAACUCCUUGAGUCUUCCACUUUUUCAUGUACUUGGCGUAAUUUUGUUACUUUUUUGAAGUUUUUAAUGAGUUAUUAACUCACCUACAAUGUAUACAAUGCAAUUUUUUAAAAUUAUAUUUUCCCUCUUGGAUGUUCAUAAACUUUUAUCCCUUUCGCCUUGAUCGUUAUAAGAAAAAAAAACGUGAAGUAAUAAACUGGAAAUUAAGUUUAUUAGACUCCAUAACAAGUACAGCCAACAGUGCAGAUUGUCCAGGGGUAUGUGUCCACGCGUUUGCAACAUUAAUAUGUUACGAAGUUCUCGAGCAUGUACAAUGCCCUACCAGCAUGAGAUGUUGCAUCGAAGCACCUAUAAAUGGUACCUCAACGUCUUCUGAAAACGUUCUCGAUGACGAUAGUCAGACACCAACUAUAAUUACCACCGUGAAGACGUCGACGAUGGGACCUGUAAACACGACCACAUCCUCAACGAUUACACCACCUACGACUGCUUCGUCAAUUGCUACAAAGACUACCUCUGGUAAUCAGAUGGAAACAACCGACAAGAAUUCGACAAAAACCUGUUCAGGGAUUUGCAUGGCUGAGAGAAUUGCCGAUUACUGUGAUGCUGUUCUGGUGAUAGACUCUCUGUGCAAGCCAGGAUAUAAGUGUUGCGUAUCUAGGGAUGCGUUUGGAGAUACUCCUCCGCCAGAAUUGUUAGUAAUUGACAGAACAAAUUCAAGUCGCGUGGAUGAGAAAACUGGUGUCAGUACAUUGUAUAAAGGUCCUCUAUCUCCUACAACUGCGAAGCCAAAUUCGUCCAUCUCUACGAGCAUGGUUACGACUACACCAGCUACAACUGGUACAAUGGCAAAACAACCAACGACCACGACGCGACCAAAGAUUACAGUCAAGAAACCAUGUAAAGGCGAAUGCGUUAGUGGAUUCUUUGCGCUUCUUUGUGACAAGGUGGAUGGAGAAGCUGAAUGUCCUGAUGAUGGAUCGUGUUGUAUCAUCGAUGCUUUUUUGAAAACGGAAACGACAACAGUUCGACCGACUACGAAAUCACCACAGCCAACAUUACAACCAUGUCCUGGAUUUUGUUUGUUAACCAUUAUGGCAGCCUUUUGUGAACGGCCAAACCUGAUAAUACCAAAAACAACAACCUGUCAAUCUGGAUCCAUCUGUUGUGACAACACGAAAAGUUCACCGCAGAGAGUAAGCGUAGUGACACCAUCUUCUUCGUAUCAGACUCCAAGGCCAAGACCAAAGUCCACACCAAGGCCAUCGAUUACCACGGUUUCUUUACCACCAGAUCCUCGCCCAGAGUGUCCUGGUUCCUGCAUCGUUUCUUACUUAUCUUUCACUUGUUUCAGAAAUGCUGAACUGACGAAUUUGUUCAAAUGCAAGAAACAAGGACAUCAGUGUUGUGCACCAAAAUCAUUGAUCCGAGAAUUUAGCGGUGGAAAUUCGAGCGAGCCAAUUUUAACUAACAGAAAUGAUACUAUGUAUGUCACAUCGAGACCGUACACAACGCCACUCACAACAACAAUAUAUGAAAUAACUACAAUGACAACAACCAUGAGAAGUCCUGUGUACAGUAAGUAUGUAUGUGGCGUAAAAGGAACUUCUCGUGGACCAAUUCAAACUCGUAGCUUGGACAGAGGAGCACGCGUUGUUGGCGGAGAAGAUGCAGAUGCGAACGAAUGGUGUUGGCAAGUUGCUUUAAUUAAUUCCCUCAACCAAUAUCUUUGUGGAGGUGCACUCAUCGGAACACAAUGGGUUCUUACAGCAGCACACUGCGUUACAAAUAUCGUGAGGUCUGGAGAUGCGAUUUACGUGAGGGUUGGCGAUCAUGACUUAACUAGAAAAUAUGGAAGUCCUGGUGCUCAGACUUUACGAGUGGCAACAACUUAUAUUCACCACAAUCAUAACAGCCAAACUUUAGAUAACGAUAUCGCACUAUUAAAACUUCAUGGUCAAGCAGAGCUUAAAGACGGUGUUUGUCUUGUAUGUUUACCUGCACGAGGAGUUAGUCAUACAGCUGGCAAACGAUGUACUGUUACCGGUUACGGAUAUAUGGGAGAAGCUGGUCCAAUCCCUCUCAGAGUACGCGAAGCUGAAAUACCAAUCGUGAGCGAUGCUGAAUGUAUAAGAAAAGUGAAUGCUGUGACCGAAAAGAUCUUCAUUUUACCAGCAAGUAGUUUUUGCGCUGGUGGCGAACAAGGCAACGAUGCAUGCCAGGGUGACGGAGGAGGUCCUCUAGUAUGUCAAGAUGAUGGAUUCUACGAAUUGGCUGGUCUUGUUUCAUGGGGAUUUGGUUGCGGAAGACUGGAUGUUCCUGGCGUUUACGUCAAAGUUUCGGCGUUUAUUGGUUGGAUUAACCAAAUCAUUUCCGUUAAUAAUCUUUAGCUUUUUGUAUUCUAUUUAUAAAAAUUAAAAUACUUAUUGAUUAAGAGAACGUAUAGUACCUUAACGCGCUUGAUGAUGUAACAUCUUAUGUUACGUAUCUAGCAAAGAUUCCAAAAGGAAGUUUCUUUUGAUGUACGAUAAAUAAGAACUAAAUUCGCGCAAAAUUCGAAUUUUAUAAUGUUACAAUAUUUGUGACAUAUUUAACAUAAAUCAAGUUUUUACAAGGUAAAUAAAAUUUUGUUAUAUUAACAUAAUUUUACGUAGUAAGACAGUAAACUUCCGUUUGUUAAAUUUUUUAAAUGCAUAUAAUUUCAAAUUUAAUCAUUUAAGGAUUACUUUCAUCAAAAAGGAAUAAUCAUUUGUAGCUCAAAAUAAUGUUAACAUUAUUGAAAUUCUCGGAGAGAACUUAAGUUAGAGGCUUUCAAAGUACGAAAAGCAUACCAAAACUAAAAACGAUUAUUUAAUUUGUAAAUACCACGAUGAAAAGAAAUAAGUUUGGCGUUUUUUGGUUAUAUAAAUGUUUUCUUAUUUAUUAUGAUACAGUCGAAAGAUUAUUGUAGUUUAAACAAUUUUACAAUAUUUCUGAGAAAUCAAAUAUUGGUGAGAUAUAUUAAGAUUAAUUUAUGAUUUUUCUUCUAGUAAUCGUGCCAUCAAGUGCGUCAAUAAUAGGUGACAAUGGUAUUUUUUUACGCAACAUAUGGUUUUGAUUAAGUAGCCAACUAUUAUUAUUUAAUAGUAGGGACAGAUAUGCAUAUUAUUUAUUUAUAUAAAAUCGCUACUUGCAAGAGCCAAUUUCGUAGAAACGACAUGAUGUCAAAAAGUGUCAAGUAGCAAUGAUAAUGAAUUGCGAAGUUCGGAAGUUUGUUACUUACUAGUGAGCAGAAACAUCAAUUUCUAUCUUAAUUUUGUAUUUGAAUGGGAGCGAAUGCGUGUAUCUUUCCUAAUAUUACGUUGACAAUGAAUACUCUAACAUAAACGUUGGUUUGGGUAUCAGUAGAUCGUAAUCAGUAGAUUAGAGAAAAGAUACUUGCUUCAAGUUUUAAUUUUUAUUAAGCUUCUGGUAUAAAAUUUACAAGAUUUUGUUGAAAAAGGUUA
Molecule: messenger RNA, 8068 nt
Organism: Hylaeus anthracinus
Lineage: Eukaryota; Metazoa; Arthropoda; Insecta; Hymenoptera; Colletidae
Gene: mas
Product: protein masquerade
Exons: 13
Coding region: 4715-6973 (752 amino acids)
Biological process (GO): proteolysis
Molecular function (GO): serine-type endopeptidase activity
Source: RefSeq, a predicted model, not a curated record